Messenger RNA from Thunnus maccoyii (southern bluefin tuna), 5127 nucleotides. It is a transcript of the gene pdxdc1, whose product is annotated as pyridoxal-dependent decarboxylase domain containing 1. The transcript has 23 exons. Gene Ontology annotation, cellular component: intracellular membrane-bounded organelle. Gene Ontology annotation, molecular function: carbon-carbon lyase activity; pyridoxal phosphate binding. The record is from RefSeq and is a predicted model, not a curated record. The coding region runs from base 268 to 2625 and encodes 785 amino acids. Lineage: Eukaryota; Metazoa; Chordata; Actinopteri; Scombriformes; Scombridae. Gene Ontology annotation, biological process: carboxylic acid metabolic process.
UCGUACGCCAGUCCAGGAAGUAAACUGUCCGGUUCAGUCAGCGAAACGAGAAAGAAGUAAAGUGAGAGCAGCAGAUACUCGUUAAAUCCAGCAGUUCAACUUGGUUUCCUGAAGCCGUCUGACGGGACACCGCAGCGGUUCCUUGCCACAGUGUUUCUGCGGACACGGUGAAGCUGACAGUCGUGUACGGUGAAGUACACACAUACACACACACACACACACACACACACACACACACACACACACACACACACACACCCACUUUAGAUGAUGGUGGACGUCACGCUGGCUCAAGUGGGCAAGAAUCUGAGUGAUGCCAUGAGGAUCUUGGGAGAUGGACAGAGAGAGCUGGAGGCAGGAACAGAGAGACGGCGCUUCAGUAGAACCAGCAUUCCUGGACCCCUGCAGGGAGAUGGUCAGGAUGUUGCCACUAUUCUGCACCUAGUUCACAACCUCAUUCAUGAAGAGGAGGAGGAAGAGGACAAGCCAAGCCAACAUAGGAUGCAGAAUGUGGGUGAACAGGGUCACAUGGCGCUGCUGGGUCACAGCCUGGCAGCCUACAUCUCAGUGUUGGACAGAGAGCGACUGCGGAAGCUGACCACUCGGAUCCUGUCUGACACCACACUGUGGCUCUGCAGACUGUUCAGGUAUGAGAGUGGUUCAGCCUACUUCCAUGAAGAUGACAGGGAUGGCCUUGUCAAAGUGUGUCGGCUGGUCAUCAAUGCCCGUUAUGAAGAAUAUGCCUCUGAGGGCUAUGCAGUCCUCAGCUCAAAACAGCCAAUCAUCUACCAGAGCGCCUCCUGCAGGCCUGGCCUGGGACAGCACCUAUGCAGCCAGCUCGGCCUGCCUCUCUCCAGUUUGUGCACAGUCCCAUGCAACACCAUCUUUGGAUCCCAACACCAAAUGGAUGUCGCCCUGUUGGACAAACUAAUCAAAGAGGACAUAGAAGCUGGGAAGCUUCCUUUGCUGUUGAUUGCCAAUGCAGGUACUCCUGGGGCUGGCCAUACAGACAAGCUUGGUCGUCUGAAGGACCUUUGUGAUCAGUACACCAUGUGGCUCCAUGUGGAGGGAGUCAACCUGGCAACUCUGGCACUGGGUCAGGCUACAUCUGCUGUCAUGGCAGCCACCAAAAGUGACAGUAUGACACUGACACCAGGUCUGUGGCUGGGAUUGCCUGCUGUAACUGCUGUCACCCUCUACAGACAUGAAGACCCAGCACUGUCUCUGGCAGCAGGUUUGACCUCCAGCCAGCCAGUGGAGAAGCUACGAGCGCUGCCUCUCUGGCUCUCUCUGCAGUACCUCGGUCACAAUGGAAUUGUCCAGAAGAUCAGACAUGCCACUGCUCUGAGCCAGCAACUGCUGCAGAAGCUAAAAACUUUGACCUCCAUCAAAACAUCGGUGGAGGAUGAACUCAACUCUCCUGUGGUGCUAUUCAAAUUUUCCCAGGAAAUGAGUGCUGCAUCCAGUGGGGGUUCAGUGGAGGGUUACUGUGCUGGUGAGAAAGAGGUGCUUGAUGCCUUCAACAGAUGGCUGGGUGAGCAGCUGGCCCAGCUGGUUCCCAACAGUGGGAUAGAUGUGGUGGAGCUUGAAGAUGAGGGUACCUGUGUUCGUUUCAGCCCACUCCUGACCGCUGCAGUCCUGGGGACCCAGCAGGAGGAUGUGGAGGACCUGGUGGAGAAGCUGUCAGAGCUGGUGCCUGUGAUGAGCUCCACAAUGUCCCUCAGACAGGACUUCAGAGAGGAGACCCACCGACACUCGCCCUCCCUCAGAUACAUGGAGGAGCUCAGCUGGCCUGGCCUGGGGGCUGUUCAGUACGAGCCACAGGCUGAAGGAAUGGAUGAGAGCAGGACAAAGCAGGAGCUGAAGAAAAUCAACACUGAGCUGCUGAAGAAACUACAAGACCUUGACACUGACAUCAUCUUUUCCACUGGCCCUGAGUUUGGGACAGAGGACUGUAUCUUUGUGAGCAUGGUAACGGAGGACGUCGAUGUUUCAGAACUGGUGGACACAAUAGCUGCGCUGGGAAGGGACAUAGAAGAGAGCGGAAGGCUAUUGGAGAACAUGACAGAGGUGGUGAGGAAAGGCAUCCUGGAGGCAGAGCUGCAGCUGCAAAAAGCCAAUGAGGAGAAACUCAUGGAAGAGGGGAUGCUAAGACAACUUCCUCUGGUUGGCUCUGUGUUAAACUGGUUCUCUCCAGUUGAAAGCUCCAUUAAGGGCAGGACCUUCAACCUGGCUGCAGGUUCCCUGGACUCCACAGAGGUGACAUACUCCACUAAGGCCCAGGCAGGCAGGCCUUCCCUGCAAGACUCUCCCACCUCCUCAUCAAAGAGACUGCCAGGUCAGAGGUUAUUCCGGCGCUCCGGGGCAGGCUCCGACUCCUUCAGUGAAACUAGCUCCAUCGGACAGGCUGAGGAAACAACCGGGGAAGGGGGUACCACUCUGAGCAGUAGCAUUCACCCACCCACCUCUCCGUCCGUACCUGAGGAAGACGUGCAGAUUACAUGUGAUGUCAUACCAGAAGAAGUUCAGGAGUCAUGUGUGCAGGAGCACAUGCAGGUAGAGACUGAAGAGGCCUCAGAGGAGAGGACCCCUGAAGGCCAAGAGGUGGAGCAGAGCAGAGGAUAGGACAACUCUUUCUGCAAGUGUCCUCCAGCCGUCCUCUAAAUGGUACCAGCCUAACAGAUGUUAAAAAGAAAUGUUAUUAUGUUGUGAAUCUAAUUCUUCCAAAAGAAAACAGAGACAGAGAUAGUUUGGGCUGUUUGUCUCUCUCAUUUGGCUCUGUCCUAUAGUUUUAGGACAGCAAGGAGUCAAGGAUACAUUCUCCCCUGGACACUCUUACACUGUGAUGCUCAGUUCAGUGCAUUCUAGUGAUUUGGUGAUAAAAUGUUCUAAUAUGAUAUUUUGGCAUACCCACUUUUCCUCCACCUGUGGCUGCAGCAUUCUGUGUUUUCCCCGCACUUUUCAGAAUGCCUUUAAACAACUCCCAAAAAGGAACAUGAGCUGUUGAGGCUACUGUCAGGGGAGUUAUGAUUAUACCUGCCUGCUUGGUGAAUAUCCCCCUGUAUGAUUGUUUCCCAUUUUGGGGUGAUGAAAAAAUGUUUUGCUGUCAAACUCCUUUUGGAGCUGCACUAAUAUUUUGAUAGAACAUUGCAUUAUCUCUGAUUUAUUCAAAGGGAUAACAAGAAUACAGUAAAGGACAGAAUGCAGCCAGAAAUGUAAACAUGCCAAAAGCAGUGAUAACGUGUUUAAGGGUGGAUUUUUCCUUUUAAAGUCCAGUGACAUCCAGCCCUGCUUAGUGUCUCUACAGUUUUACACUCAGUUGAUGACUUCAGGGUGUGAGUAAAGAGCAGAGGAGUAGCCAUAUUGUAUACAGAUUUUUUUUAGCUUCAAAGAGAAAAAUGUUUGAUUCAGGACCAGAGUUUCCAUCUAAUAGUCCAUUCACUUCACCUCUCAACUGGAAAUGAAGCAGUGAGUCUUGCUACAAUUAAAAUGUUACGAUUGCACCUCACUGUAAAUAGAUGAUAUAUAUCUAAUCCACCCAGUUAUUUACUAUGAUAAUUUAUGCUAAAAUAAAUCUGUAUAGAAGGAGUAGAGUAUUGUGCAAAACCUAAUCUAUUUAACGCCUAAUGCCUACUGAUUAUACCAGUCACCUGCGUAUGAGCUUCAAACACUCCCUCCAUGUGUGCACUGCCCCACAAUACUACGAUGAAGUAUCAAGGCCACUGCUGGGGGAGAAAAAAAUCUUAAAUAAAGAAUAAAGUUGGGAUAGUUUGAGGAAAAAAAAAGUCAGAUUGUUAUGACACUAAAGUAUCAGAAAGUCACAAUAUUACAAGAAUAAAGCUGUAAUUUUCCACAGAAAACAAAUAAAGUUAGAAUUUUACAGUAAUUUGAUGAUAUUACGAGAUUAAGUUAUAAUUGUGCAAGAAACAGUUGUGAUAAAGUUGUAAUUUUGCCAGAGCAAGUUAUGAUAUGAGAAAAAGUCAUAUUAAUAAAGUUGUUGAAACUUUACAAGAAAAGGUCAUGAUGCUAAACCAUAAGGUAGUCAACAAAAUUUCCAGAUGGAUUGGUUAGAGAUUGUCCACAUCUCUACAGUUACAUUUUUCCCUGUAAAAGACUUGUGUUUUGACUGCAGUCAUUUUUCUACUGUAACUUCCUCUGUUGCUCUGCAUGACUGUUUGAAUUUGACUCUGCCACAAGUUCUUGUUGGAGGUUAGUGAGAAAACAGCAGAACAUCAACAUUCACUCAAUGCACAACCUGUAAUCAUUUCAUUUCAACGUCCUUGACUAAGUAAAAAUUGCAACUUUGUUCCCAUUGCUUAAUAUAAGCUUUAAUAUUAUGAUAAUAUUAAGACUUUUUUUUUUCAAAAAUGUUUUGAGUAACUUCUCCAAAUCUCAGCAGUGGCUCUGGUAUUAUCUAUCUAUCUGGUGUCAUACAAUACAAAUGCAGCACAGGCUAUUGUGAAAAAAACCAUUAUAAUUGCACAUGCAGUUGGGGCCAGAGUAGUACAAACUUUUACAUUUUUAUGUAAAUCUCUUUUUAUUUUUGUCAACAAUGCAACCUGAGUAAAACGUGUCAUAGAGGUGCACUGCUUUGCAGGUAUUUACAGUAUGAGGAAUAUUUAUUUUCUUUGCCAAAAACAUCCCUCCAGACCUGGGUCAAAGUACUGUGUUUUGAGGAUUAACUUUUAAACCUUUUACAAGUGCCAUAUUAGAGGGCCAAACAGGUGCUUUAUUUGUUUUGGACCAUUCAGUUGAUUCUGCUAGGUGAGGAAAUUCACCUUGAUAUCAUUUGGUAUAAAUAAUCACAGUAAGUACAGGCUGGUGAUUAUGAGCAUGUGUGCACUUUAUUAAUGUUGAUUUAAAGGAUUUUUGUGUGUAGAAGUUCACGUAGGUUCAACAGUUACAUCUGACUGCCUGGGACCACCAGUGUGCUAAACUGCUUAUAGAAGCUUUCAAGAAACAUUGGGCCUCAUGUUAGAAUAUUUUCAUAUUCAUCUCUUAAAUCUCCCUUUCUUUUGUUCUGUGAGAUUUGUUCGUUGUUCCAGGUUGGUUCCAUCAAACUCUCAUAACUGCACUACCUUGUCAUUAAUUGCUUGUUUGAACUUAAUGAAUGCCACUUGCUCAUGA